This is a messenger RNA of Ochotona princeps (American pika), 2715 nucleotides long. It is a transcript of the gene PLXDC1, whose product is annotated as plexin domain containing 1. Lineage: Eukaryota; Metazoa; Chordata; Mammalia; Lagomorpha; Ochotonidae. The record is from RefSeq and is a predicted model, not a curated record. The transcript has 15 exons. The coding region runs from base 12 to 1514 and encodes 500 amino acids.
UGUCACUCAGCAUGCGGGGCGACUUCUGGUUCCUUGUGCUGGUGCUCAGGGGGGCUGCCCGGGCUCUGAUACCCCACCCCAGAGCAGGCCACAAUGAAGGUCAAGGCUCUGGAUGGGCUGCCAAGGGGACCAUGCAGGGUUGGACUCGAAGAGCCCGUGAGAGCCCCAUGCAGGAGUCAGAAACACACAGGACCCAGCUGAGCCAGGACCUGGGUGGGGGCACCCUGGCCAUCGACACGCUGCCAGAUAACAAGACCAGAGUGCUGGAAGACAACCACAACUACUACGUGUCACGGGUAUAUGGCCCCGGUGAACCCCGAAGCCAGGAGCUGUGGGUGGAUGUGGCCCAGGCAAAUCGGAGCCAAGUGCGGGUACACCGAGUCCUCUCCAACACCCACCGACAGGCAUCUAGAGUGGUCUUGUCCUUCGAAUUCCCUUUCUACGGGCAUCCUUUGCGGCAGAUCACCAUAGCAACUGGAGGCUUCCUCUUCAUGGGAGAUGUGACCCACCGGAUGCUCACGGCCACGCAGUACGUGGCCCCUUUGAUGGCCAACUUCAACCCUGGCUACUCCAACAAUUCCACAGUUGCCUACUUGGACAAUGGGACAGUCUUUGUGGUGCAGUGGGACCAUGUGUACCUCCAGGGCUGGGAGGACCGCGGUAGCUUCACCUUUCAGGCAGCCCUGUACCGCGACGGCCGCAUCGUCUUUGGCUACAAAGAGAUCCCCAUGUCUGUCCUGGAAAUCAGCUCCUCCCAGCACCCUGUGAAAGCUGGCCUGUCGGAUGCCUUCAUGCUUCUCACCCCAGCCCUCGACAUGUCGGAAUCGCGGCGAAGGACCAUCUUUGAGUACCACCGCGUGGAGCUGGACCCCAGCAAGGUGACCAGUAGGUCAGCUGUGGAGUUCACCCCAUUGCCCACCUGCCUGCAGCAUCGGAGCUGCGAUGCCUGUAUGGCCUCAGACCUUGCCUUCAACUGCAGCUGGUGCCAUGUCCUGCAGAGAUGCUCCAGUGGCUGGGACCGCUACCGGCAGGAGUGGCUGACCUACGGCUGCACUCAGGAGGCGGAGGGCAAAACGUGCGAGGACUUCCAGGAUGAGGACCACUACUCAGCCUCCCCUGACAGCUCCCUCGGCCCCUCGGACGGAGACACCACCACUACCUCCUCAUCCCUCGCCGGAGAUGGUCUCACCACAGAGGAUGACACCAAGCUGGACCCCUACGCGGGUGAAGAUGGUCUCCAGAACAACCUGUCUCCCAAGUCCCAGGGCACCCCGGUGCCUCUGGGCACCGCCGUGGGCGUGGCACUGGCGAUCCUGCUCGUGGCGGCCAUCGUCCUGGCUGGCAUUUACAUCAGUGGGCACCCCACCUCCAAUGCUGCCCUCUUCUUCAUCGAGCGGAGACCUCACCACUGGCCAGCCAUGAAGUUCCGCAACCACCCUAACCAUUCCACCUACACAGAGGUAGAGGCAGCAGCCCACGAGAAGGAAGGCUUCGUGGAGGCUGAGCAGUGCUGAGAGCUCCAGAAGGCACACCCAGGAAUUGUCAUGAAGAUGAGUCAAAGCCGGCUGACAUGUGCCCUGGGCUGGGAAGGGACAGCGGCUCCUGGUGUGGGAGCCAUGCUUUCUCAUCACACCCCACAUUUCUGGAGAGAGGGCAGAAAAGCCACUACAUGGCUUUUUUAAAGGGGCAGUAACCUAAGCUCUUCAUGUUUGAUGGCAAGAGUCAUCCCUGCUGGGCCCCUAAGUGAUCCUCUCUGUCACUGGUCCAGGACCUACCACCACUACUUGGACGUCCUGCUCCCACUUCCCUAAGCUCCUGUGUGUGUGAUGGAGCUCACCAAAGCCUAGCCUGGGGCAGAUGCAUCCUGGGGCCCAUAGACUCAAGAGCUGGUCCUCCUGGCUAUGGGGCCGUCACUGUGGCCCCGGCUUCCAAGGCUCUGACAGCCUGAGACAGAAUCCUUCACCCAUUAGAGAGCCAAGCAGGGGAAGAAAGCUGUGAGGGCGGAGGCGCAUGCUCAGGCUCAGCUCCCUUGCCCAGGCCUUUCUGCUAAGACUCUGUUCUUCCACCCCAGAUGCGUGCAGCUGGUGCCAGUCACGGGCCUGGCAAGCUGUGUUGUGCCUGCCACAGAGACUGUGUGGGACUCCUUGUCUUGGAUGCCAUGUUUGAGGUUCGUCAUCCUCUUUGGCCUGUCCUGUUGGCAGCGCCGGGAAAUACCUCCACAGUAGGCUUGGCUGACCCAGCAUGCCUCCUCUGAACUAGACCUUCAUAGCCACUAAAGGCAAACAGGGUGGUGAGAGGCGAGAGGGCCCCUGGAGGUGACCCCCAACAGGGCACCCCUCUGACUGCAAGAACAGCUGGGACAGAGGGAGCUGGCACAGGAGGGCGGGGCUUUCCACACAAGACCUUGACCUGGAAAGUGACCUCUCCCCAGUUCUGCAGGAAGUCCUGAGGGCUGGGAGUUGAGGCUCCCAGGCGCACUUCGGUUUGGAGGGCACCUUGUCCCAGUGAUGAGUGCUCCCAAGGGCGUAUGUCACUCCCAGCUGUAGCUCAUGCUCCAUCCAAGGAAAAACUGUCAGCAGCAAAUAAAUGUUAAAUUCCAGUCUCCACUUGGCCACACCCUUCUGUGCAUGUCCCCAGGGAAUCUGCGAAGGGAAGAGGGUGGUGCGUGCAAGGUCGUCUGGUGUGGGUGUGCUGGGAGCCGGGGCUAGGCAGUCU